AUGUUACCAUCUCUCAAGGCUCUAGCUUCCAUGGUGGCGGUACAGCCGCGUCAAAAUGACAUUAACAAGGGUCCCUCAUCACAUGUCAUGGAAAACCUCGCCAUUCAUACCCAUAAAAUUGCCCAAGAUUUAACCUCGCAGCUAUCCAACAAAAUUGAGAUCAUCAGUCAAACCAUAAUCGGUGAUAUUGAGAUCAUUAUCGAUACGGCUUUGGAACAUUUGACACAACCCAUUAUCGAAAUCCAAGAGGCCAUAGAAAAACCUGAAUGCCAACGCCUUCUUACAAUGGAAGAAUUGCGAGAACGCAUCGAUUCCCAGUUAUCAGGAUGUACAAAAAAUCUUACCGAUAUUUUGCAUAAUUUUCAAAAUGAUUCAAUGGAUAUAACCAAAUCCUUGGAAAUGGGUUCUCAACAAAUUGCCACAUUGCCGAGUCAAUGUGAAAAAUCGGAAUAUUCGUUCGCAAGCAUGACAGCAUGUUUUAUUGAAAAAAUUUCCGAAUUAAAUCGAGAUUUAGCAAUCCUGUUGAAUCGUGCCAGUAUGGAAGUUUUACAUACACAUCAAAUUGCCAAUGACGUGGGAGAAUCUUCCCGCACCUGUGCCGAUAAAGUGGUAGAGGAUACUGUCGAAUAUUUAGAUCGUAUUCUGACAACAUGUCAUAAUAAUAGUAACAACAUUAAAUGA
Musca vetustissima is the source of this 681-nucleotide messenger RNA. RefSeq lists its product as uncharacterized. The coding region runs from base 1 to 681 and encodes 226 amino acids. Lineage: Eukaryota; Metazoa; Arthropoda; Insecta; Diptera; Muscidae. The transcript has a single exon. The record is from RefSeq and is a predicted model, not a curated record.